This is a messenger RNA of Biomphalaria glabrata, 4883 nucleotides long. Its product is annotated as dnaJ homolog subfamily C member 11-like. The coding region runs from base 51 to 1769 and encodes 572 amino acids. The transcript is spliced from 17 exons. Lineage: Eukaryota; Metazoa; Mollusca; Gastropoda; Planorbidae. The record is from RefSeq and is a predicted model, not a curated record. Gene Ontology annotation, biological process: cristae formation.
UAAAAAUUAAUGCUCCCUCCAAGUGUCGUCACUUCCCCUACCAAGGCAACAUGGCUGCGUCCUUGGAGGAAGACGAUGAAAUUUUGAAGAGUGAUUAUUAUGCUCUUCUAAACGUCGACAAAAAAGCUACAAUAGAGGAGAUAAAUAAUGCUUUUCGUCAUCUGAGCAAAAUCUACCACCCAGACAAACAUGUUGAUCCAAUCAAGAAAAAAAAGGCUGAAGAAAUAUUUAAUAAACUCAGAAAAGCUCAUGAUGUUUUACGUGACAAGUCUCGACGCACAAUUUAUGAUAUGUAUGGAGAGAAAGGCUUGGAAACUGGGGAUAUGGAGAUUAUUGCUCGUACAAAAACCCCAGCAGAAAUCAUCGCAGAGUAUGAGAGGAUCCAGAAGGAAAGAGAAGAAAGAAGGUUGCAACAAAGGACCAAUCCAAGGGGCACCAUCACUGUGGGCAUAAAUGCUUCAGACUUGUUUGAUGCUGAAUAUGGCGAUGAUGAGCUCGCUGAUUACCGACCAAGUCGAUCAGUAGAGAUAAGCUCCAUGAGCAUAGCUCAGUCAGUCGAAUGCCCUCUGACAUUGAAAGAUACCAUUGUUGUUGGGGGCAACCUGGAUACUAGAAAUGGGAUUGGCCAGGGCAUGUUCAGUGUCAUGUGGCGAAGACUACUGUCCACCAAAGGAUGGGCAGAGCUUGACAUCCAUGUCGGCUCGGCAGCUGCUUUAGGAAUCACAGGCUUUAGACAAUUAACUCAGAGAUGUUACCUAAGAUGUUCUCUACGUUCAGAAUUUUCACAGCAUGGGUACCGUCCUUCUGCAGCUAUGAUGUUGGCCUACCAGUUUGAUAGGAACUUACAAGGUCGGUUGACAUACAAUCUGGCUCGGCCAUCAUCAGUCACAACCAAUAUCAUUUACAGUAAUGAACAGAAUAAUUUAUCUACUACACUACAACUUGGUAUACGCAAUAGUUUCUUCUCAAUGGCUUACACUAAAAAUCAUCUAGAUCAAAAUGCCAAAUACCGCGGGUCUUUCAGAGUGGGUACACUUGGCACUAUGGUGGAGGUUUCUAUAGAAAAGAAAAUCACAGAUUUCAGUCAUGUGGGUGGCACAUUGCUAGUGGGUGUGCCACAUGGGGUACAUUUAAAGCUCAAAAUGCUUCGGGGUCAGCAAACAUUUUUUUUCCCGAUCUAUUUGUCAGAUAAUUUAAAUCCAUCAGCUAUACUUUAUGGAGCAGCCAUUCCUAUUAUAUCUUACUUUGUCAUCAAGAAUUUAAUUAUUAAUCCAAUUCUGAAGCAGCAAAAACAAAAAGAGUUAGAGAAACAGAAAGAGGAUUAUGCUGAAAGGUUAGCACAAAAAAGGGCUGAGGCUGAGAAAGCUGUGGAGCUAAUGAAAGAGACCUAUGAGAGAUGUGUAGAAUUGGAAGAGAAAAAAUCUGGCCUUGUUAUUGUCAAGUCUGUUUAUGGCAAACUGCAGUCCAUUGAUGAUAGUAUUUUAGACAGUGCCUGUGUAGAUGUUACUAUACCAAUACAAGCUCUGGUGAAAGACUCUAAACUCAUUUUGCCAGAGACAUCUUCAAAAAGUGGUCUGCCAGGUUUCUAUGAUCCUUUCAUUGGAGAAGAGAAGAAGCUGUACAUCCGCUAUUUGUUUCGGGGCCGUUUACAUCAAGCAUUCAUUUCUGACACCGAGCCAAUCAGACUGCCACAACAAAAACACUUGAUAGUGGAGGAAAGGUCAAGAUCACCGCCAAGGCCUCCCCAGCCACCAGCUCAGGAAUCAUGACAUUGACUGCCCACCAGUUUAUCGUUUCCUUAUGUGUGAUUGGAGCCCCUCCCAAGUCUGCUUGCUGGUGAAGUGUGUCAGCACAUCUACUCCUCCACAUUUUUGUUCAACACUUUGUUCACUGCUUCAGGUUGUGUCUCAGCCAUACUGAUGAUUUUUUUUUAGAAUUUUAUGUGGUUUUAAGUGAACAAAAAAAAAAGUUUCAGAUAGGCAAAGAAAGGAAUUGCGUUGAGAGAAAUUAAGGUUUUAUUAGUGGAUAACAAGAACUUCAUUUUGAUACAUAUGAUUAAUACUAAUCUUGUUUAUAAAUGCUAAAUAUAAAGAUAUACAUCUCUGUGAUUAAUUAUUGAAGAAACAAAAGGCUCUUGAUUUAAAUGGAUCUGUUUUUUUUUUAUAUUGCAAACUGUGUAUGGUUGAUAUACCAUUGGUGUGAUACGGUGUACCUUAGGUGUAUAACAAGAAUGCAAUAAGUCGCCUUAUGAUGAGUUCACUAGCACUCUUGUUGUUGCAUUCCUAUGUUGUUGAAACACAAGAAAUAAAGGAUAAUUAUAUCCUCAACAUAAAACCAGAGAUUGUUUUAUUUUUAAUUACAUUUUUAUUAAAAGUCUAGACUUGAUCUGGGUUUUUUGUCUCACUACAAGUGAAGCUACUGAUAUUUCAUCAUGUGAUCAAUCUUCUUAUGUGCUCUUGCACUGGAGAAUUAAGAAUUUUUUUAUAGCGUAAAUGUGUCUGAAUUGUAAAGUUACUAUUUUAGUUGCUGACAGAAAUUAAGUUCUAAAGUUGUAAUUAAAUAUUGGACACAGUUCUUAAACAUUUGGAUUUGUAGGUAAACAUCUCAAAAAUUUAUAGUGUAUACGUUUGGUUUGUGUGGGACUUAUUCGGUCUGGAUAAGUUUCUUAGAAAGAUUCUUGAACUUCUGGUUUCAUUAUUGUCAUUAAGCAAAUUUGUACAAACUCUUUUUAAAAAAAAAAACAUAUUUAUUAACAUCCUGUUUUGGUAGUUUCAUAUUCUUCAUUUCAAUAAGGAUUAAGCUAAGGAUGUCUGCUGCAUGCAAUCUGCCAAGAUAUUUGAUGUGGCCCUGUUCAACUUGAUCUUUGUUACUGUCAUUUUUUUCUUCUCCCCCUUUGUGGACAGAUAAUGCUUGAACAUGUAGCUACAUUGAUGUAGAAAAUCUAUCAAUAAAAUAUUAACAGUUUGUUUCGCAAACUAUUGCUCAAGUUUUUAGAUGCAUUAUUACAUGCAGAUGUUUGCUCACAUUGAUUUCUUUAGAGAACAUCCUUGAACUUGGUAGCCUCCUUAUUGUAGUAAUUUGAACUAAUAAUCACCAAAUGGUUUUAUUAAAAAAAAAAUGUUGUACUAGAAAGUAGAGUACAUCGUAACAAAAAAAAAUACAUUCAUGUCUCCUUCUCAUGUUAUUUUUAUUUGUUUACAUUUUAUAUCCAACUUGGCAAAUAGGAAGCUUGAACUCCAUAGAGUACAUGUGAAAAUGGUAGUUAAGGACAUUGAAAUAUUAAAUUUAACACCCCUUGUUUCAAAGUUAUUGUUACAUGUUGAGCAUCGGUUUUGCAAUCAGUCAUGACUGUAGAAAGAUCAAACCACUAAAUGUCUUAACUAGGAAGAAAAAAGAAAAGAUUUUGUUUCGGUUUGGAUCAAACUUAGCAUGUACUUAUUUCUCUUUAUAGACCUGUCUUUAAAGUCAGCGAUAAGUUGAAGAGAAAAAAAAAACAACUUAUACUCUCACUCUGAACAUUUAUUUGUAAUCUGUUUUAAACCAUUUAUGAAUGAUGAGAUGAACAGUUUUGGAAAACAUACAAGGAAACAUGAAUGAUAUUCAUGAUAGACACAUAUCACAAGGAUUGUUUGUGAACUAUACAGCUCCUAUAGUUUCAUUGGUUAGUAAUAAUACAGCACUUGAUUUACUGUCACAGGGGAUGUGUUUUAUCUAAUUAUGAUUUAAGGACACAACUGUUUAACUCAUCACUAUGCAGACUAUAUGUGUUUACAACUGCAGACAAUAAUGUUUAUCCCUGGAGAACAUAGACUGUGGAUUGUGUGUUUCCUCAACUAACAUUGCUAUGUACUCUGAUGUGGGCUAGGAAAUGUGCCCACUCCUGAUUUGAAGACAAUUGUUGUAAGCUGAAUUAACUCUUUCUCUCCUAAUUGACGACACCAACGUUGAUUUGACCUCAUUAAAUUAAAAUAAUGUUUAUUUUUAUAAAUUUUAUUUUGUGUUAUAUAAAAAGAGCAUGCAUUUCCCUUUAAUUCUAUACCAACUAAAACAUUUUCUGAUAACAAACAACAAAGUUAUUGAAGCUUAAUCAUAACAAGGGUAGUGAAAUUGUAAUGAGCAAAAUAAAGAAUUCCAUCGAAGUGUGGAAAAAUAAUUACGGAGAGAAAGAGUUAAUUAGUCAUAUUUCAGUUUUAAAAACUAAAUCUUGACAAAUUUAACAUUUUAAAACCUCUGGAGAUUCAAUUCAUAAAGAAGAGAUGGUUAAAGCUUAAGUUUAUGAGGUAGUCAAUGGCAACUACCUGUACUUUCAGAUGCUCAGUAGAGCUGAGAGGUAAUACACUCUAUCCCCAGCUUUUCAAUUUUAAACAAUGGUAGAAAAAAUAUUGUUAUGUCAUAUAUGAGUAAAACAUCUUUCUGUAGAGCAGUUAAAGAAACAUCCAGUCAAUAUAAAGCAAUGAGUUUGUUUCUGUGGCUAACAUUUCACCUAGUUAGAAUUUGGCUAACAAAUGAUGGUUAUUGUACUAGUUGAGAGUUCAGAGACGUCACCUGGGAUUGAACUCCAGAUCUUUGGGUUCAGCAGCCAAACACUUAACUACCAAUACUCACCCACCACCCCUAGUACAAGUAAAAUUUUACAUCACUGUCACAUGUUUGAACACAGGAAUACAAGUGAAAGCGAAACAUAAUGAAACAAACACAUAAGGAACUUUAGUACCCAGUACUUUGAUUGUUUUUGAGAAAUCACUUGAUUUUUAUGGUUAAAGGACAUUGGGGCAUUUAUUUUUGAGUUAGCUUUCUAACCAUUCUGUUGUCCUUAGCAAUUUUGUCUAAUUAACAUACUUUGCGUAUUUACAUUAUCUGAAAAAUAAUAAUAAUAAUGCUGA